UGAAGGCAGCACAGCAGCGCCACUGCCGCGGCUGGGAGGAAACGGCGACUCGGACUCGGCUUCCAGCGACGCGAUGCCUCUUCUCAAAGAAGAACCCCGGGCAUAGGCACCCAGAGGCACCCACACGCGCCCUCCGAGUCCCUGGCAGUUUGCGAUACGCUUCAGUAGAGAGCGGAGGCACCGGGCUCGGGUCUUUAUGUUUACCGGAGAGUAACUUUAGCUCAACAAGCUAACCUCAGCUAGCCGUGUGUGCCCGUCCGGACCGUCGGAAGCCGCUACAUGGGUCUGUUCACGGGUUCUUGCUGAGCGCGGUUCGUAGAUCUCCCGGAGACGGUUUCACGCGGAGCAACAGAAGCGGUUCACGCCAGUCAGCCGGAAGCUGGAGCCAUGGGUUUCUCCCUCAGCCUUCGAUGAACUCAACUACGCUGGACCCGCACAAUUCAGCCAAGCCGCCCUUCUCCCCGUCUCCCCCCUCUCCAGCUAUGGCGGGCUUCAAGCGGGGCUACGAUGGCAAGAUCGCCGGCCUGUACGACCUGGACAAGACGCUGGGACGCGGCCACUUUGCCGUGGUCAAGCUGGCACGCCACGUCUUCACUGGGGAGAAAGUGGCGGUAAAGGUGAUCGACAAGACCAAGCUCGACACCGUAGCCACGGGCCACCUGUUCCAGGAGGUUCGCUGCAUGAAGCUGGUCCAGCACCCCAACAUUGUGCGCCUUUAUGAAGUGAUAGACACCCAGACCAAGCUUUACCUCAUCCUGGAGCUUGGCGAUGGAGGGGAUAUGUUUGACUACAUCAUGAAACAUGAGGAAGGCCUGAACGAGGAGCUGGCGAAGAAAUAUUUCGCCCAAAUCGUCCACGCCAUCUCCUACUGCCACCGGCUGCAUGUGGUGCACAGGGACCUCAAGCCAGAGAACGUGGUGUUCUUUGAGAAGCAAGGGCUUGUCAAGCUCACCGACUUUGGAUUCAGCAACAAGUUUCAGCCAGGGAAAAAGCUGACGACCAGUUGUGGAUCUCUGGCGUACUCUGCACCGGAAAUCCUGCUGGGUGAUGAGUAUGAUGCUCCAGCCGUAGAUAUCUGGAGUCUGGGUGUGAUCCUGUUCAUGUUGGUAUGUGGCCAGCCGCCCUUCCAGGAAGCCAACGACAGCGAGACUCUCACCAUGAUCAUGGACUGUAAAUACACUGUGCCGGCCCACGUCUCCAGCGCCUGCAAAGAUCUGAUAGACCGCAUGCUUCAGAGGGAUCCCAAGCGACGGGCCUCCCUGGAGGAGAUCGAGAGCCACGCCUGGCUGCAGGGGGUCGACCCGUCCCCGGCCACCAAGUACAACACUCCCCUGGUCUCCCACAAGAGCCUGUCGGAGGAGGAGCACAACAGCAUCAUCCAGCGCAUGGUGCUCGGAGACAUCGCCGACCGCGAGGCCAUCGUGGAAGCCCUGGAGACCAACAAGUACAACCAUAUCACAGCCACAUACUACCUGCUAGCGGAGAGGAUCCUGAGGGAGAAGCAGGAGAAGGAGGUCCAGACUCGCUCUUCCAGCCCCAGCAACAUCAAGGCCCACUUCAGGCAGUCGUGGCCCACCAGAGUGGACAUGCACCAGGACAUAGAGGACAGCCUGGCGGCGUCCUCCAUCUCCCACGCCGGCGGCCCCCAGUCCCCGGCCCGCAGCGCAGAGAAUCUGCUCAACGGACACCGCUCCAAAGGGCUGAUGGAGCUGGGCCGCCGCGGCGAGGAGACGGUGACCGACUCCCCGGGACAUUCAGCACAGGGAGCCUGUGCUGCCUCAGGCCCCACUCCUGGAUCUGGUUCUGGUUCCACCAGGGCCCCCACUCCGUUCAGCCCAGCCACAGCCAAGCAGCGGAUCUGCCUGUUUAGGGUGGAGGAGGACGAAGAGGAGGAGGAAGAGCGGGACCCAACCCGCCUCCCGGCUCAGGUGGUCCUGAGGCGCAAGCCCCCCUCCAUCACCAACCGCCUCACCUCCAGGAAGAGCGCCCCCGUGCUCAACCAGAUCUUCGAGGAGGAAGGGGAGUCAGACGAUGACUUCGACAUGGACGAGGGCCUGCCGCCCAAGCUCAGUCGCCUCAAGAUGAAUAUGGCCGGGAGCGCGGCCGCCGUGGGCUCGGGAGCCGCCUCCUCCUCGUCCCCGGGGUCCACGCAGAAGCGCUACCACCGGCGCAAGAGCCAGGGGCGUGGCUCGUCGUGCUCCAGCUCCGAGACGAGCGACGACGACUCGGAGAGCCACCGGCGGCGUCUGGAUAAAGACUCGGGCUUCGGUUACGGCUGGAACAGGAGGGACAGCAGCGAGGGGCCGCCCGGCAGCUCGGGGGGCAACGGGGGAGGCAGCAAACCUCCCGGAGAGGGAGGGGGAACCUCUGGUCCAGACAAGGAGAGUCCUCCAGGUGGUGGUGGCGAAACUGGAGGAGGUGGAGGUGGAGGUGGAGGUGGAGGAGGAGGAGCAGGAGGAAACGGAGGAGGAGGCGGCGGCAGCAAAGGACAAGACAGCCCCUCCAGUUGUUGUAACAACAGUAGCACCACUAGCCCCUCCCCCAGCGCUCUGACCCGCACGGCGAACCGCAGCACUGAGCUGGUGGAGAGCCUGAAGCUGAUGAGCCUGUGCCUCAGCUCCCAGCUGCAGCAUCACCGCGGGGGUCGGGGGGGGCGAGGAGGAGGGAAGUUCAUCAUAGACCCUCUCGGCCUCUCAGGAGGGCGCGUGAAAACCCAGGAGAAAUCGGCCUGGAGGAUGUGCAUCGGCUCCACCGGGAGCCUGGACACCAUCACCCUCCCCACCACUGCCGCCCUGCCGCGCACCCACGCCACGCACCACCACCACCACCACCACCACCACCGCAAAACGGCGCCGCACGGCAGGGACGCUCACAGCAACCUGAGCGCUCUGAAAAACGGCGUGCUUCAACUACCUCUAUGUGAGAAGACCAUUUCCGUCAACAUCCAGCGGGGCGGGGGCUCCAGGGACGGCCUCCUCUGUACCUCAGCUCCGGCCAGCUGCUGCCAGGUCAUCUGAAGCUGGACCCCCCCCCCCUCUUGUUUUUAACCUCUGUUCGUGUGUUUAGGACCCGGUUCUUUUGGUCCCCAACGGCCCACCAGACAACAGGAUGUCACAAGUCUGAUGGUUUUAGAACAUGUUGGUAACUGGACAUAUCUAAUCUGAUUGAAUGUGCACAUCUUUUAGCUGUAACUGAGGUUAUGAAUCAUUUGGAGAAAAGGUCAAUAUCAUAAGUCGUAAUUUUACAAAAGUUGUAAUAAUUUAGUCAUUGAACCAAACUUUUUAAAUAUUUAGAAAGCCUUAAUUUCAUUUUUAAAAAGUCAUACUUUUGAUAAAGUUGUUACUUCUCAGGAAAGUUUCAAUAUUUCAAGAAUAAAGUCAGACACAAACUUAUUCUCAUAAUAUUGUGACUUUCUUGAAAAGUUCUGACUUAAUUCCACUAAUUUUUCUUAUAUUUCUUACAUUUAUAAUUACAACUUUAUUCCCAAAACACUGUUUUCUCUCUCUAAAUAAUUACAUUUUAUUAAUUUGUGUUCCUUCUUGUAGACCUAAUACUCUGUGGUACUGUAACUGUACCACAGGUGUUGUACCAUCAGAACCCACCCCCCCCAUUUCUAUGAAUCCUUGCAGGAAGAGAGACGUUAGACGUUUUACAUUUUUUAACUCCAGUCUGGACUCCAUAUUGCACUCAGACAAUCCGUUUUGUGUUGUUUGAAAAAAAUUAAAUAAAAUGAUUUCCACUAGAAUGAAUUCAGCUCAUCCGUCAAACCACCAUUACGUUUGGACAGUGUCUCUUUAUUUAAAGGUGCAGUGUCUCUUCAUUUAAAGGGACAGUGUCUCUUUAUUUAAAGGUGCCGUGUCUCUUUAUUUAAAGGUGCCGUGUCUCUUCAUUUAAAGGGACAGUGUCUCUUUAUUUAAAGGUGCAGUGUCUCUUCAUUUAAAGGGACAGUGUCUCUUCAUUUUAAGAGGCUCUUGUUCAGUGAGUCAGCAGGAGAAACUUAUCGUGGAGAGAGAUCAUAUUACUGCUGACCUUACAUUUUAAAUGUGUCACUGAUAAAGAAAAUGAGUCUGCCCCGCCCCCCUCCCCCCUGUUGGCUUCUGUCCCGCGGAGUAUGUAUAUAUAAAGUAUGUUAAAAAGUAAAUUUUAUUUUUUAAAAACUUGUACAUUUUUGUUCGGUGCAAUCUGCUGUUUGGAAAAGUGUGUGUGUGUGUGUGUGUGUGUGGGUGGGGGGGGGGGGGGGGGGGGGGAGGAAGAGGAGAGAGUCUCAUUGGUUAGAAUGAGGGGAAACAAAAAGUUUAAGAAGCUUGUGCAGCUUUAAGAGGAGCUGGCAAUAAGCUCAACGUGUGUUGCAGCUAUCUGUACAGAAACAUUUUAUUAGUUAUAUUCCAAACUUGUGCAGCCUCACAACAACCACGUUGGACUGAAAAGGAAAAGCUUUGAAAUGUUUGAAAUAUGUCUCUCUGUUUGUCUUUUUAAAACCAAAUGUAAAUAGAGUUGUAAAUAUGAUCUAGAACAGCGGCGUGAACCCUUUGGUGCACAGCUGUCAGUCAUCUAGCCUUAUGAUAAUUAGUAGACUGUCUCAAACUGUCAGGUGCUCUCCAGGUGACGUGCAUGUGUUUAAAUGGGGGGUGACAGACAUGUUACUGGACCAAAAAGCAGCAGGAAAGAAGAAAAUAACUAAAAAAAGAAAGAAAAAUUGGACCGGACAGAAAUAUUCAGUGUAUAAUUCUGUAGUUGAUACCUGUCGUCAGAAGUUACAUAUAGCUAUUGUAAUAUCAAGAAAUAAAAUGUGGAAUACUG
Molecule: messenger RNA, 4800 nt
Organism: Cyclopterus lumpus (lumpfish)
Lineage: Eukaryota; Metazoa; Chordata; Actinopteri; Perciformes; Cyclopteridae
Gene: snrka
Product: SNF related kinase a
Exons: 8
Coding region: 411-3017 (868 amino acids)
Biological process (GO): microtubule cytoskeleton organization; protein phosphorylation; intracellular signal transduction
Cellular component (GO): cytoplasm
Molecular function (GO): protein serine/threonine kinase activity; tau-protein kinase activity; ATP binding
Source: RefSeq, a predicted model, not a curated record